Molecule: messenger RNA, 492 nt
Organism: Neoarthrinium moseri
Lineage: Eukaryota; Fungi; Ascomycota; Sordariomycetes; Amphisphaeriales; Apiosporaceae
Exons: 2
Coding region: 1-492 (163 amino acids)
Source: RefSeq, a predicted model, not a curated record
AUGGUUGCCGCGGGGCAAGAGGCAGGCUUGACCAAGAACCUCAAGCUUCUGGUGCUAGAGGGAGAACCCGACGCCCUUCAGCUUUCCGAGACAACCAAUACUCUCUGGAGCAGAUACGAAGACCCUCCCAAGGCCUGCGACGUGGUUAUACAGGACUUUAUCGGAAUCCCUACCAGGCUUGCGGCCAAAAUACUUCAGAGGGUACACCAAAAGUUGCCCGCGUCGGUGCAAUGCGCCAUCAGAGACGUGUACGAUUCUUUGCCCCGGGGCGAUGUCCGAGUAGCAGGCAGUAGCAUCAGGGGAGGGUUGCCCGAUGCUCUUUGUGAUGUUCUAGGUCGAGAUUCGGAGCUGCGGAAGAAGGUCAUAGCGAUCAGAUCAGUCUGUGAGACUGCCCGCGAGGCGGCUGUUCAAGCCUGGGAGGAUGCAGCUGGCAUUGGUGGUCGACGCCGGGCACGACAACUAAAGCUACGACUGGGAGCUUGGUUAUUCUGA